AUGGAAGCUGCAGUGGCUGCUAGACAGAGUAAAAGGCUUAUGCACAAGACUCGGAUUUUCCAAUUUAGGGAUGAGAAUGAGUAUGAGGUUAGGAUUACAAAUUUGAAAGAUAGGGAUGAAGCUUACGGGGUUGCAGAUCUCAUAGAUGCUGAAGGCAAGCAAUGGAAGAAGGAGUUGGUGGCUGCUAUGUUUAAGGAAGAUGAAGCUGUUGUUGCACACAAAAUCCCUAUCAGCGUAGUUGGCUCUAGAGAUAGAUUGAUAUGGCUGGGUACCAAAGAUGGAUCUUUUUCAUUUCAAGAUGUCCAGCUUGGUUCUAAAGCUACAUCUAGUGUGUCAACAUCACAUAAUAUGAGUUGGGCUCCACCUCCUUUUGGUCAAGUCAAGAUUAAUUGGGAUGCUGCCUUAUCUGAGUCUAAGGGAAGAGCAGGGUAUGGUAUUGUUGCUAGGGACCAUGAGGGUCGGGUUCUUGCUACUAAGAAGUUUUCAAGGCCUAGUUUAUUUGAUCAUCUGCUGGCAGAAUCACAGGAAGCCUUUUUUGCUACUAGUUUGGCACUUGAAAUGGGGCUGAGAUUAGUUAUCUUGGAAGGUGAUUCACGACAAGUUGUUCUUGGUCUUCAGCAGCAAAAGGAUAGAGUUGAUGGAGUUGGAAUGAUACUUAGUGAUACCAAGGCUCAACUUUCAAAUCUUGGUAAUUGGAGAGUUGUUUUUUGUUAA
Messenger RNA from Juglans regia (Persian walnut), 714 nucleotides. RefSeq lists its product as uncharacterized. The coding region runs from base 1 to 714 and encodes 237 amino acids. The record is from RefSeq and is a predicted model, not a curated record. Gene Ontology annotation, molecular function: RNA-DNA hybrid ribonuclease activity; nucleic acid binding. Lineage: Eukaryota; Viridiplantae; Streptophyta; Magnoliopsida; Fagales; Juglandaceae. The transcript has 4 exons.